AUGUCUGAGGAGCUUCAAAAACUUCAGAACGAGAAACACACUCUCUCCACUCAGCUCAAUGUGCUCUUUUAUGAUCCAUUAAGAAAGGAACACAACACGCUCGGGGACGCAGUGGCGCGCCCAUUGAUCCAGAACUACAAUAAAACUGUCUCAAAAAUUCUCGACCUCUUAAAAAUACUUGACCGUAAGCGGGAUCCACUAGCAAUGCUACCUGGCGAUAUCUGGGUCGAAAUCCUUCACCUGGUGAUGGCUGAAUCAGAUGCCGGGCUCCCAGCCUUUGACCGUCUUACCCUACUACGUCGGGUUUCUCCUCAUUGGGCACGUCUCAUUGCCGAACAGCCUAGUCUCUGGACCAACAUCGACCUGAGGCUGGCCGAUUACCCUUCUUCAAGGGAGAAAAUGAGACUAUUUAUUCAUCUUCAGCGCUCUGGGGACCUAAAUCUCUCCCUAAAUGCCAACUUUGCUGCUUCCGAGUGGCGAACAGUCGUAGAGCCCCUCAUACUUCCUCAUGCUGACCGCGUCAGAUUCAUUUUACAUCUUCGACCGACUGAAGAUACUUUGGACUCUGUAAUACGUACUUUAUCUCCGUUCAAACAACUAGAACACGUUCGUCUACCACGGGAAACCGACACCUUUAUCCCCCGCUUUACCGUAAACCUUAUGGGAUUCCUGGCGAGAAACCCACAGCUAAAGCGAUUUGAUGGCGUCGCAAUAGAUGCUAGCCGCCUCGAGCUCAAUACAUCUCAACCCGAGGCGGGAACCCGAUCAAAUCCGCUAGUUGUCACAGAAGGCUUGCCAUGGACCGAGCUCAAGUAUUGGCAACGUGAUCACGGCACACUUUUUGACAUGCUUUCUCAAGCGCCCCAUCUCAUUCGACUUACCGCAUCCAUUUCCCUGGCUCUCAUUCAUCCGCUCCUGUGUGCCCUUCGAUUUGCACCGCUCCUCAAUACUUUACAUCUUCUCAUCCAAGGUGAUGGCUCAACACCGGUCGAAGUUGGUCUCUCCAUUCCUGCAAGUGAUCAAUGCCUUGUCUCGGUACUCAAUCUCAACCUCGACAUCGACGCCACCGUCGUAUUAGCGCCAGCCACCACUGUGAAAGUGGGCCGCAGGAACCGUCCAAAGCAGACAUACAUAGAUUCGCUUCUGCUUUACUUUCCCAGGGUCCAAAAGGCACAAAUUAGCCGAUCCGUUCCCUCCGAGCCCUACCCUUUUUUUCUCGACAGUCUUUCCCACCUCCGAGAUUUGACUUGUACAUCCGGAAUCAUACCUUACCGAAAAGACAUGGCCGCAUCGUUGGUCAUCCAUAGCCUCAGAAUUGGAUGCGAUGCAAAUGUGUUCAAGACAGUCGAUAUACCAACACUAGAGUCUCUAGAGUUUUUCCUUACAUACGACGCUUUGCCAAACUCGAGUGAUGCGAGCCAUCUUGACUUUGCCGCAGGUCGCUGGCUGCACUUGACAAGGCUCAGUAUCCAUCUCUCGAGGAACCCAGGCGAGACAGAAGUCUCUUUCGAUCUACCUGCGCUGAAUACGUUUGAAAUCUAUACAGUGAGAGGUGGAACGUCUGGCUUCCUCUGUCAAAGUAUCGCGCAGCGGCCAGAAGCACUCCCCUCCUUGGAGAGGUUGACCAUCAAGGAUCACCUGCUUGACUGGGACGUCAUCUUCAUUCUGCUCGAACGCAGAAUACUUACAUCCACCGUCAUCCCGAUUCGGUCUCUCACACUCACACUCACGCCCUCAGAUCUCAUUCGGAAUACUCUGAUUGACCGACUUCAAGGAUUGAUAACAUACAGGCCACCUUCUUUGAAGCUUUCAGUUGAUCAUAUUGCGAAGGUGUUACUUCAGAAUAACAAGCGAGUACUCAAAGAAUCGUAUCGAAUUAUUUCACUAACAUUCCUGUAG
This is a messenger RNA of Serendipita indica DSM 11827, 1899 nucleotides long. The record is from the annotation of a GenBank genome assembly. NCBI's taxonomy places the organism in Eukaryota, Fungi, Basidiomycota, Agaricomycetes, Sebacinales, Serendipitaceae.